AUGUCUUCCCCUUUGCCGGAACAGUUUGGGCUGCGAGUGCUGUCGCUGGCGGAGGAUGACCUCGAGCAUGCACCCCAGGCCGAAGACCCCUCGGGCGACAUGGUUUCAUCUCAAUACUUUGAAGCACUCAUGUUCCCUGCCACUGAUGAUUCCCCAAAGCAUGAUGAGGUGGUGUCAAGCAGCAGUUCCGGAGAAGAAAGCUGGGUGACCGCAUCUCCUGGCAAGCCCUACCGGCUAGAAGAUGUCAGUCCUAGUCUGGUCGAGCCUCGGGUGCUUCGCAGCGGCGGUGUUGACGAGAGCACAGUCCGUGGGGUAGGCCAGCACUGUGAAUAUGGUAUGGUCCAAUCGUCGAGCAAAGAUGAUGGCGAAGAAGAGUCUCACGCAGUGGCCGUCAACGAGGAUAUCGCGGAGCAUCCAGCCACUCAGCCAAUUGACAUCCCCUUUGGCGAUGGAGUGUCGCGCUGGUCCAGCAGCAGCAGCAGCAGCAGCAGCAGCAAUGACACGGUCAUUCAUACCACUGAGAAUGAACAGCCUGAAGAGGUCUUUUGGAUGGAUGAAGAUAUCAUUAGCUGUGAGGAACAAGAGGUGUUUGAUCGGACAAUGGCCCAACUCAUGGCGAGCGAGUCCAUCGAGAAAAUGGAGGAUCAUGGUAAGGGCCAUCAUGGUGAUAGUGAGGAUCGAGGUGAGCCGGCAGGUCCCAGCAGUUCGAAUGACAUCUUCAGAGGGCAUCCACACCCUUUGAGAAGUCACCUCGUUACCCCAGCAGACGACGACAACGACGACGACCUUCCUGUCGACCGCACUCACACUCUCUCUUCCUCUUCUGACCUCACCCCACGUCGCCCUCUCCCUCGUCGACCUCACCAGUUGGCCCCCCUGCGUUUCCCUCUUGCUUCCUCUUCUGAAAGACACACUUGCACCAGUGUUGACCCUUUUAUUCGCCCGAAUCGCCCACUCCCAGGUCAGACUCACCCUUUGUUUCACCUCCAUCAUCCCUCUGAGGCUAUUCCCAGCCUUUCCUCAGCUGGAGAGGACCUAAACCAUCUGUCCGUCCACAUAUCCUCUGUUUCUGGCGAGGGUCGUUCGUUUUCACGCGACCAUCACCAUCGUCUCACCCCGACGGCCGAAGAAACGGUCGUAGUGCAUCAAGAAAACAUCGACGACUCCGAGAGCGAGACGAGUCGCAGCAGCAAAAUGGAGGGGCGUAUCCCUCAAACUACUCCGGCAGACGAAGCCAUGCAACCCGGUGAUUACGACACUAGCGUCCAGGAUAACAACCUGGAGAUCAUCGACGGCUUGAUCGAGUACGCCUCUUACGAUCUUGAGUACGGCACCGAGCCUGAGGUACCAACCAGGGGGCCACCUGUGGCAUGCCGGCCAAUCCUUCCACCUGGCAGCCCAGAAGACACCAGAGAGCAGCGUUACACGCCUCGCUCGGGUCCAUUCUGCACCCACGAGACACUGCUGCGAAGUUGGGCCCUGGCCUCCACCUUUAAAUGCCAGAAGUGUGGCAAUACUGCCCGGUGGCUCUGGACGUGUACAGCAGACACGCCAGACAACUCACCUUUUGAUUCCCACCCUGAGCCAGUCCGCCGAGACGUAAGCAUCCUCGCGCCGUGGAUGCAGAAGGCGAUCGCCAAGGGCGAGUAUACCGAGGCGCAGGUGGAGAAGCUGUUAGACCAGAAGGUCAAGGUACUAGAGCUCGCAGCACAAGAGCGGUGCCGAGCCACCCAGCAACAGGCAGGAGGAUCGACGGGAAUUGCGGACGCGGCAGGCGAGGCAUGGCUUGCAUCGGCAACCGGCAGCAGAGCACGGCAGCCUACCGACAACGACGACAGCGGCCUAAGCACUUCUGGCGAGGCCAUCAUUACCAGCCCGCCAGAGGCACUCAGCAGAGCUACAAUUUGCCGUCUGCUCGUCUGCGCUUACUGCUACCCGCGGUGUAUCGAGCAGGGAUGGGGGAGCAUCGAUGCCAUCGUCAACGGGCCCUACAUCGAGUCACCUCGGAUUCCAGAAUACCUGACCCGACCGAUCUCGGAUGCCACCACGCUGCGUGCGAUGAACGAGCACUGCCGGCACUGGAACUGGACCCCCGAGUUCCAGCAGUGGUGGGACGAGAACCGGUUCACGGGAGGGCACGACCUCCUUCCUGUGCUGUUGACGGCCGAGAUGAUGGGGAUUCCCCAGGCGGACUUCACCCAGUUGGUGCGGCACAUCAUCCACCGCGCCAUGACCUACCCCGAGAUGGGACAAUUCCUCAACUGGAUCGGUCCGCAAUCCCUAUCGCAAAUAUCCCACAUCUUCAGCACCGACCCUGGCUCCCUUCCUGCUCCCCAGCCAAAUACGGUUGCGGAGGUCAGCUUCCAGCCCCUGUAG
This is a messenger RNA of Penicillium canariense, 2376 nucleotides long. RefSeq lists its product as uncharacterized. NCBI's taxonomy places the organism in Eukaryota, Fungi, Ascomycota, Eurotiomycetes, Eurotiales, Aspergillaceae. Bases 1 to 2376 code for a protein of 791 amino acids. The record is from RefSeq and is a predicted model, not a curated record. The transcript has a single exon.